Alternaria burnsii is the source of this 1125-nucleotide messenger RNA. RefSeq lists its product as uncharacterized. The transcript is spliced from 4 exons. Lineage: Eukaryota; Fungi; Ascomycota; Dothideomycetes; Pleosporales; Pleosporaceae. The coding region runs from base 1 to 1125 and encodes 374 amino acids. The record is from RefSeq and is a predicted model, not a curated record.
AUGACGUUGAACUACACCGAACUUAUGACGUUGAUAUGGUGUCUGUGGGGUGGGUCAUUCGUCUUCACUGCUCUGAGAGGUUUUCUACGAUGGAAGUCCCAACACCGGCUGUUCGCCGACGAUCACUUCGUCUUCUUUGGCUUGCUAUCUUUGACGGCUCUCUCUGUGGUUAUCACACGAUUGCUACCGCAGUUUUUCCUCGCUCAGGAAUACUCAAAAGCAGCUAUAGCAGAUCCAAAUACCCCAAUGCCACUACCACCGGACGAGUUCGUCGAAAGGACACGCACUGCACUCAAACUCAUGUUCAGCCAGAUGCUUUUGUUUUGGACAACCCUAUGGGCUGCCAAAUUCUCUAUCCUGUUCUUCUUUAGGCGUUUGGUCAUUGGACUACCCAUAUACAUGCGCGCUUGGUGGUUAUGUUUUAUAUUGGUGCUACUUCUCUACCUCGCAUCAAUCGCCUCAAACUUCUUGACCUGCCGUCCAUUAUCCAGAUACUGGAGCGCGACUGGGUGUAGCGAUCCAGAGGAUCUCAUCCGAGCCGAUGCCUCCAUCAAAUUCGCAACAAGCGCAGACGUCGUUGCUGACGCUCUCAUAAUGCUUCUCCCUCUUAACCUGUUGCGCAAACUCCAAGUUUCAGCCCAGCAGAAGUUUGGACUUGCUAUUAUCUUCUCACUCGGUACCAUCAUCAUCGCCUUCGCGUUCGCACGGCUUGCGCAAGUCACAAAGGCUACUUCGAAUCCCGACCCAGCCGCACUUGCUGAUGGACCUGUGCUACUGAGUAUGUGGAGCCACAUCGAGUCAUCCGUAUCUGUCAUAGUCGCUACACUGCCAGCGUUCAGAUACCUAUUGAAUGGAACAAUGGGGCGCACUCGACCAAGUCCAUCUGCACCACCAGUAUAUGGCUCUGCGGAGCCAAGUGCGUCAGGACCGCAAAGCAAGGCCCGCCGUGUAUUCAGUGGACAUAGGUGGAGUCAUAACACAGGCCUAAGAUUGCCGAGUAGUGAACAGGGUAGAAAAGAAAGUAACGAUUGGGGCAGUGAGACCGAGUUGAGACCUAUGGCUGGAAUUGAGAAACAGGUAGACUUCACUGUUGAAAGAGAGUUGGCGAUACCACAGCAUCAUUAG